This is a messenger RNA of Porites evermanni, 493 nucleotides long. The record is from the annotation of a GenBank genome assembly. Lineage: Eukaryota; Metazoa; Cnidaria; Anthozoa; Scleractinia; Poritidae.
AUGGCCACAGCACAGGCACGGCAACUCGAUAAUAAGGUAUGUACUAGACUUGAUAUUUCUUCGUCGUAACUUCAAGAUUCGUUAAGGAAGACAAGAUGCUCUUAGUUCUUUUAGAGAACGAGUUAAUUAAGUUCGUAGUAAACAACUCUAUUGCUAAGGCGUUUUGAACCUGUAAACCUAUAAUACAGUGUAGCUUGCAAAUGCAAAUGCAAAACCUGAAGACAUUUUUCCUACAAGUUUACUUUGUCAAUGUAGCUCAAACUAUACUGAUUUUUUCUUUUUCUUGCACAAAUUUUAGGGAAUCAAAAGCGCCCUGCUAACCAAGGUCUUGUCAGCUGUCCAAGGAACUUGUUCGCUCUUAUCGUACAACAGACGUGAAGGAAUAUCUUGUGACGAUCUGUUGUUAAACAUUUGCCAAAAGCGAGAUGAAUGUGAUAAAAAGAUUAAGAAAAUGAAAGGAGUGGCAUUAUUUUCUCCUCUGUCGCCGCCCUAG